AUGUAUCUUCUUGUUGAACAAUCUGACCUUCAAGUCCCUUUUAGUUCUUUAAUGGACAAACUCAGAAAGUCCUUCAAAUCUGACCAACGCCAUCCAAACCACCCUGAAGAACGACAAAUUCUCUUGAACCAAAGUGAAAAUCCCAUGGCAUCACAGUCUACUGAUCUGGGCGAUCGUAAAGACGUAGUAAUCAAAAUCACUGGCAAAGAGAACAGUAAACAAACUGAGAUUGCUUCACAAUCGCCGUCGCCGUCGCAGAUUUCCGAUCGUGGAAGUGAUACUACCGGCAAGAUGUGGGGAGACUCUAGCUACGAUUUCUCGAACGAUGUAACGUUGGCUAGAGUUGCGAGAGAGUUCGACUUUACGACAGAUUCACCGUUGUCGCAGCGUUCGCCGUUAUCGAGAAUUCCUGAGAGUCCGAACUACGGUCAAGUUUCGCCGAGGGAAGUGAGGGUUUCUUUCAACGAGACCACGACUGAGUCGGUUCGAAGACGGUCCAAUGCUGGUGCUGAGCUCAUUGGUGGUGAACAACAAGAGGUUUUAGUGUGCAGUUCGAACUCGUCGUUUCGGCAGAAAUCGAGCUUGUUGAGGACGAAGUCUAAGUCGAGGUUGAUGGACCCACCUGAAGAUCAGAGGUCUCAGAGACUCAUGAAGUCUGGUAUGAUCGGAAAAGUUAGUGAAAUUGACGAGGACGACCCUUUCUUGGAGGAAGAUCUACCAGAUGAGUACAAGACGAUGAAGUUCAGUACAUUGGCUCUGCUUCAAUGGGUGAGCUUGAUUUUGAUCAUUGCAGCUUUGGUCAAUGCAUUCAGAGAACGGAGAGCUCUUGCUUUAUCUCUCAAUGACACCAAAACUGCCGUAAACAAACUCCACCACAUGUUGAAUGUCCUUGUAGGACUCCUCAUAGUAGUUAUCUGGCUUCUUAUACUCAAAGUUGCAACUACCCAUUUCUUCAUCUUUUUAAGCUCCCAGCUUCUUUUGGUGGUCUUCAUGUUUGGAAACACAUGCAAGACAACAUUUGAAUCAAUCGUCUUCUUAUUUGUAUUGCACCCAUAUGAUGUGGGAGACCGAGUGGAAGUGGAAGGAGUUCAGAUGAUAGUUGAAGAGAUGAAUAUAUUAACAACUGUUUUUCUGAGGUUUGAUAGCCUAAAGAUCACAUAUCCAAACACUGUUCUAUCUACCAAGCCCAUCAGUAAUUAUUAUCGAAGCCCAGAUAUGGGAGAUUCAAUUGAUUUUUGUAUCCACAUCUCAACUCCCAUGGAAAAGAUUGCCAAGAUGAAAGAAAGGAUAACAAGGUACAUUGAAACCAAGGGCGAUCACUGGCACCCAGCCCCAAUGAUAGUUCUGAGGGAUGUGGAGGACAUGAACAGACUGAAAAUAUCAAUAUGGCUUUCACACAGAAUGAACCAUCAGGACAUGGGUGAGAGGUGGGCAAGGAGAGCUCUUUUGGUUGAGGAGAUGAUCAAAGUGUUCAAGGAGCUUGAUGUCGAGUACCGCAUGCUACCCCUUGACAUGAAUAUCCGCCAUAUGCCAGCCUUGACUUCAAACAGGCUGCCCUCUAUUUGGACAGCCUCUUCUACCUGAUCAUACAUGAAGAAUGACCCAACUUUUGCCAUUUCCUUUCAAACUGGCUCCUGAUCUUCUCUAAUACUUUUUCUCUCUAUUUUCGUCAUUGGUAGAUCACCACCAUGUAUUAUUAAGGGAUUCAUAUAUAUAAAGUGGUUCCACUUGGUUGAUAUACUAAAAAGAAAAAUAAAAUUGUAUUUGAAGAUGUUGUGAUUCAUGUGUGUGAUGAACAAUUAAUGAAACAGAAUAAUAGAAGAAGAAUAAAAAAUUUAC
Messenger RNA from Ilex paraguariensis (yerba mate), 1839 nucleotides. Lineage: Eukaryota; Viridiplantae; Streptophyta; Magnoliopsida; Aquifoliales; Aquifoliaceae. The record is from the annotation of a GenBank genome assembly.